Brassica oleracea var. oleracea is the source of this 644-nucleotide messenger RNA. RefSeq lists its product as uncharacterized. The transcript has a single exon. The record is from RefSeq and is a predicted model, not a curated record. Bases 91 to 384 code for a protein of 97 amino acids. Lineage: Eukaryota; Viridiplantae; Streptophyta; Magnoliopsida; Brassicales; Brassicaceae.
ACUAUAAAACCCCCUCUCUAACUCGGUCCAUCUAUUCACUCAUCACAUAUCUCUUCCAUUUUCCAAAUCACUAAACUUUCUACAACCAUUAUGGCGACCUCACGACUAGCAAGAUUCAUAACGGAGGUUGCGCCACCGCAGUUUGUCACGGUGAUGCGGCGAAGAACGGCCAAAGUACUCGACACGAUCAAGGAGGAAGAGAGAGAAGUUGGGACCGAUCAUUCCAUAUUUUCUUCUUCUUUGACUUCCAAAAUCUCACCGUUCACUUCUCCUAAUCCUUCUUCCUCCUCCUCCUCUGGUUUGGCUUCUGCUUCAUUAUGUGCGGGUCCGACCAGUUUUCCGGUGACGGAGAAUCGGAGCUCUUUUCCGGUUUUCAAGAACUGAAUAAAGGUCAUCGUAUCAGGAGCUGCUUUUCAUAUGUUAUUAUGUAUAUCUGUGUGUAUGCUUCCGUUGUUGUCGGAUGAUCGGAGUUUUUUUCCCUUAACGGGUUGAUCAAACCCGGAUCAGCAUUGUGAAGCCCAGUCGGGUUGACCCGAUUCAUUAUAAUUGUAUAAUCAUCAUGUGGAAGGGACUUUGUUCAACGUCGUUGUCAUUGUAUUGUUAAUUUGAAAAAAUGAUCCCAAAUAAAUAAUUUAGUCACACUA